Messenger RNA from Adineta ricciae, 2469 nucleotides. The record is from the annotation of a GenBank genome assembly. Lineage: Eukaryota; Metazoa; Rotifera; Eurotatoria; Adinetida; Adinetidae.
AUGGUUCAAGUCUUCUUUAUGUCAGCUGCACAAUCGAAUAAACGCAAUAUAAGUGCUUGGGAAACGAAUUCAAUGUCUUUGAAAGCACAUCGACGCCGAUCAAAGCCUGCAAAUGACGUCAAACAAGCAUUCGAAGAAAAUGAAGAGAAAAAAGCGGAGGAGUGUCGUCUGAAUACACUGUUAGAUAUGGAAAUUAUUGAUCUGGAGCAGAUUCAUGAGCGAGCGUUUUUUACAAUGAACAAUGUGACUAUUGAACUCGUUCUGAAUAAAAACAUCUUGAGUUGGUCGAAAGUAAUUGAUGAUCCGUCUCCAGAAAGUAAAAAUCCUCAAGAGAGAACAUCGAGUUCAAAUGACAUCGAUUUCGUCGAUUUACACCUUGUUUAUGCUGUAUUACCUGUACACUAUCGAAGGAGUUGGUUAUUAAAUGACAGCGAUAGUCAAUCGACAGAAAACACAUCGAGUGUCUCACCAACAUCUUUACGUGGAUUUGAAUUGUACUCCUAUGAGAAAACGGAUGAUAGUAGUCUACAAGAGAUUCGCAUCUCUUUUCAAAGUAAUCUACCAAGUCAAAUACAUCAAUGGUAUCGACUUCUUUCGAAAAUCAUCUCGAAAUACAAACCAGUACAAAAUAUACUCGUCAUCUGUAAUCCAUAUUCCGGUUCAAGAUAUAGUCGACAAGUAUACGAUUCGAAGAUUCGACCUAUACUCGAUAGAACGCAACAUAACAUUAUCUAUUCGGAAAUUAGUGAAGCUUGUUCGGUUAAUGAUAUAUUAUCUAAUCUAAAAGCUGCUUUCAAUGCACUAAAUAGUUUAAUAAUAAUUGGCGGAGAUGGUACAGUAGUUAAUGUGAUUAACGGAUUACUUCACUAUUUAACACAAGAAAAUCGGACCAGACUAGACAAAGAUCAAGAUUUACCACCCAUUCCAUUUCCAUUGUGUAUCAUUCCGACUGGAACGACAAACAUUAUCUGUCAUUCAAUUUUUGGAACGUUGGAUUGUUGUACCCCGAUUCUUCAUUUACUCUUUAAUCAACAAAUGAGAAUUGAUAUGUCAGCAAUAUUUGAUACCAAUUCUGAAUUUGUGACAGUUAAUUUUGGUUCUGCAGCAGGUUAUGCAGCAAAUGCGCUGAAGUAUUUUACACAGUAUGCUUCGUGUAGCCCAAAAAACCGUCUCCAAAAGUCAUUUGGGAAAGCAGCAGCAACUGAACAUUUAAGACCUAUCGAUGUUGUAAUUCGCUACAUUCCUGCAGAACAAGAAACUACCAAUAUGACGCGUUGUUUUCAAGGCUGUCCCAAAUGUAUGCCACCCGACAGAGGAAGCACAAUUGACGAAUUCAAGACUUUUCAUGAUACUGAUGUGAAAACAAGUGACACCUACACGAAAUCUUUGAGUAACACGUAUUCUUUACGUAAGAAAACUCGUCCUCAAGAUACAUACGAUCAACCAUGGAAAACUCUGGAGAAUAGAUAUCUACAUGUUGCUGUAUUAACCAAUGCUGGUCUGUGGUCUCUGGCACCACAAGGUCUAUCGAAGUUCGGACACUUAGCCGAUGGUUUAUUAGAUCUGUUACUAAUUGAAGUAACGCCAAGAAGGGAAUUUGUACGCUCGAUUAAACGUAAUGGCAAUUCGAAAAAUCAAUACGACUUUCCAUUCGCAAAUCUGAUUAAAGUGAAAGAGAUCGAAAUCGAGCUGAAACUUUCUGCUUUGAGCGCGUCUGAUGGAAAUCCAGAUUGUAAUGAUCAGCGCAAUGCUGCAUUAUCCGAUGAUUCAUCCGACGACAGUGAACAAUCAAAUAAUGGAAAAGAGUUAUCUCCAGCAAGAAAAUAUGAACCACGUCCAUCGAAUACAUCAAUAUCUGGAGAUAAUCAACUUCAGCGUUGCAGUUAUUAUCACCAAAUUUGUGACGAAACACAGAUACCAUCAACUCGAUCAAAUGUUGAAGAUCGACAUUUACCAAGCGAAGUCGAUGGUGCACAAACGAACUCAACGAAAACUAAAUUAUCGUUUCGUCGAAAAACAAUUUUUCAAUCGUUGAAGUGGAACACAACAAAAACAUCUCUACCACGUCAAGCCAGUGUAGAUAGCAAUGCAUCUGAACGAAGGAAACAUUAUCAACGAUCAGCUAGUAAAAUUCUCGAACCCACGAAAUCAUUUUUCAAUCUAAUAAUCGGUGGAAACUCGUCAGCAACUAACAAACAAGAUUUACCAUCUAGUCUUGUAGAUCGAAGAAGAUCAUCUGUAAUCCGACGACUUUCAUGUGUAGAUUAUACUCGAAGAUCAACAUUAAGCAGGAUUCAAUAUCGAAAUAGGAAACAACCCUGUUUAUGGAAUCUCGACUUCACUCCUUACAAUUCUCCGUUUAUCCGAAUUAAAUGUUUUCCUCGAUUUCUACCAGUUUUUGGUAUUGGUCCAAAUCCGAGUUCAUCCGUGAAAGACAUCAGCUAUUCGUGUUUUGGACGUAUCGGUUAA